AUGCUCACGUUUACGCCGGUCCACGCAACCUUUGGUGCCGAGGUGCACGGCGCCGACCUCGCAACACUAUCGGAUGCGGGCCUCGACGAGAUCAAAGCCGGCAUCGCCAAGUACGGCUUCCUCGUGUUCCGCGAUACAGGCUUUGACGAUGACAGCCAUGUUGCUUUCUCAAAGCGUCUCGGUGAUCUUGACAACAUUGCGCGGUUUCUAUCUCCCGGCCGCAAGAUGCGGUACCGCCACCUCGAACUGUUCGAUGCUGGCAACCUUGAUGCCGACGGCAACGUACUCGACCCGGAUUCGCCCCGUGCCCAUCAGGCCAAGGGCAACUGCAUUUUCCACGUCGACUCGUCCUUCAACCCGCGUCGCGCGUCGUACUGCCUGCUGCGGGCCGUUCAACUGCCGCCGGCCGGUGCUGGUGGGAACACAACUGACUUUGCCGACUCGCGCACCGCGUACGACACGCUGCCUGCCGACCUCCAGCAGCAGCUCCUGGCCAACAACUAUGUGGGCCGGCAUUGUAUCGCACACUCGCGCAAGCUCGCCGACCCGGAGUUCUACCACGACCUCGACCCGGGGUCGCAGCCGCACAUGCGCCACCACAUCCUGCAGCGGCACGAGCCGAGCGGGCGGCUGAAUCUCUAUGUAGGUGCGCACCUGCACAGCCUCGAGACCGAGGCAAAGGGUCUUGUGGAUGCAGACGAGUCGACCCGCCUCAUCCAACAGCUCAAUGCGCAUGUAAGCAGCGCGCCGUUUGUCACGUCGGUGACGUGGCAGAAGCCUGGCGACAUUGUCAUGUGGGACAACCGCGCAGUGCAGCACCGGGCGGGCGCGGGGUCGUAUGGCACGCACAAGCGCGACCUGCGGCGCACGACGGUGCACGAUGACAGCCCUACCGCGUGGGGACUGAAUGCGACAUCGACGGCGAUGCCUGGUUUUGUGUAUGACCCGACCGCAGGCAACACGACCGGGGCGAUUUCGUCUGAAUUGCCCGCGCCCGUUCCUGUCGCUGUGUCGUAG
Molecule: messenger RNA, 1017 nt
Organism: Sporothrix brasiliensis 5110
Lineage: Eukaryota; Fungi; Ascomycota; Sordariomycetes; Ophiostomatales; Ophiostomataceae
Product: alpha-ketoglutarate-dependent 2,4-dichlorophenoxyacetate dioxygenase
Exons: 2
Coding region: 1-1017 (338 amino acids)
Molecular function (GO): oxidoreductase activity
Source: RefSeq, a predicted model, not a curated record